Molecule: messenger RNA, 1881 nt
Organism: Puccinia triticina
Lineage: Eukaryota; Fungi; Basidiomycota; Pucciniomycetes; Pucciniales; Pucciniaceae
Exons: 9
Coding region: 1-1881 (626 amino acids)
Molecular function (GO): NAD+ binding
Source: RefSeq, a predicted model, not a curated record
AUGUCCAGCCCUUCAGAAUCUCCGUCAUCUCCAUCGUCAGGCUCAAGCUUGCCACCACAGGUGAUUCAUCCAGAUCAGUUGAUGGAUUGGAAGGAGUGGGAAGGAUGCAUGAGGAAGAUACAAUCGCGUGGACUCACUCGCUUUUUGAAUCGUUACGUGGCUACCAAACGAACGGACAUCGACAAGUUCUUAGUCAACCUCGAGCUUACAAUCUCGAUCGCAAUCAACGAACAAUCAUCUGAUGAUCGAGACGAAGACCUGAACAAAAUCCAAGCCCUUGUCAGGCUAGAGAAUUCAAUCCUCAAGUACGUGAAGGCACGCAAAAAGCUUCCCGAGCUCAAUUCCAUCGAUGAUGCAGUUUCUUUAAUCCAACGAGCCAAAAAAAUCUUGAUCUUGACCGGAGCCGGAAUUUCCACUUCAUGUGGCAUCCCGGACUUUAGAUCUGAGAAUGGUCUAUACUCCCAGCUAGAAGAUUACGAAGGCUUAGAUGAUCCACAUGACAUGUUUGAUCUGAAAUUCUUUAAGUCAAAUCCAUCACCAUUCUACAAAUUCCUCAAGACCAUUUUCCCUUUUUCAUCAACCAGCAACAGCAGCACUAACGGUGCAAGCACCAGGUCCGCAUCUUCUCCACCGGCCAAGCCAAUUCUUCCAUCCGAUUCUCACCGGUUCAUCAAAUUAGUGGAAUCUAACUCAAAAUUAUUGAGGAAUUAUACUCAGAAUAUAGACACUUUGGAAAUGAGAGCUGGUGUCAAGAAUUUGAUCCAAUGCCAUGGCUCAUUUGCCAAAUUUACUUGUCUGAAGUGUCAUGCCAAGUACCCAGCGAGUCAGUUUGAAGACUUGAUCGCACGAGGCCACGUGAUACUUUGUCCGACAUGCAGUAACCCUGAGACUACCGAGGCCUGCAAACCGAACUCGCAUAAGCGCAGAAAAACAGAUUCUUACAAGUUCGAUGCCCCAUCGUCUGAUGAUGAGCCGGACAUUGAUUGGGUUAACUUGGGACUCAUGAAACCAGAUAUAAUAUUUUUCGGGGAAGGCUUACCGGCAGAAUUUGACGAAGCGAUUGAGAAUGACCGGUUCGAAUGCGACCUGGUGAUAGUGAUAGGGACCUCAUUAAAAGUGGCGCCGGUGUCGGAAAUCAUCAAAUUCGUGCCAGUGGAAGUGCCUCAGAUCUUGAUUAAUAGGGAUCCGAUCUACAACGGGAGGAGAAAGACGUGUCCGAUUCCGGGCGAGGGGAAGUUCGAGUACGAGGGGGACGAGUUCGAAUUCGAUAUCUGUCUGUUCGGCCAAUCUGACCUGGUCCUGCGUGAACUAUCUCGACGACUCGGUCCUUCUUGGCAAAUAGCUCAUCCCACAAAUCUUCCUGGAACCUCGUCUGACACAGAUGGCGGUCCUGCAAAUGCUCUAUCGGGUCCACCAGAUCAAGCAGAGGAUCCAUCGAGCAGUAAAGGGAAGCAAGCGAGUCAGUUUACACCAUUUGGUCAGCACAUCAAGCAUAUCUGGCUGUUUCCCGGCACCAAUGUGAACCAUUCGUGGUUCGAUAGAUGGAGGCUGCUGGAGCAGGCUGGUGAGAACCCCGCCAGCGAUCCUCAAGAGCUCAGUAGCUCCGAAGAUUCCGACUCUGGAGCAGCACAGGAAGAAGUCCACAGCCCGGCUCAGAAGGAUCUGGGAGAGAAUCUAGACGGUCAGAUUCAACCAGCAAAGGAAGAACAAGUGGGCGACUCCAUCCGCUGUAAAGAUGAGAAGGAUCCUUCAAUCGAUGCUGCUCUUGUUGGCCGGAUUGGCCACGCAACUCGGGCCGACCUAACCGCCGAUAACGAACCUCCAGCUCCCCUCGGAGAGGGAGACACGGAUACUGACCAAGCCAAGCAAACAUACCAAUGA